Messenger RNA from Anas platyrhynchos (mallard), 9699 nucleotides. NCBI's taxonomy places the organism in Eukaryota, Metazoa, Chordata, Aves, Anseriformes, Anatidae. The record is from RefSeq and is a predicted model, not a curated record.
CAGCGCUUCCCUCAGCGGAGCGGGCUGCGGGGAGCAGCCUCGCCGCCUUCCCUUCCCUUCCUUCCCUUCCCUCCGCCGGGGGCUCGGCGGGGCGGAGCUCGGCAGCCCCGGUUCCCCCCCCUCCACCCUCCGCGGUCCCCUCCCGGCCCGGUGCAGGCGCGGCAGCCGGCGACACCCGGCGGCGAGGAGCGGCGCCAUGCGGGCCGCCGCCUGCCUGCUCUCCCUGGCGCUCUGCGCCCUGCCCGCCGCCCCAGCAGGCUCCGGGCCGGCGGCUGCGGGGCGGCGGCGGGGCGAGAACCGCUUCGCCGAGCGCCAGAGCAUCAGGCCCCUGCGGCUGCUCGCCGGAGAGGGCGGCGGCGGGGCGCGGAGGCCGGCGCUGAGUACGCGGGUGCGGAGCGGCGCGGUGCGGAGCCAGUCUACACACAUUGCUCGAGCCAGCUUCCAGGUUGAUGCUUUUGGGUCGUCUUUCAUCCUGGACGUAACGCUAAACCAUGAUCUGCUGUCUUCUGAAUAUCUUGAGAGGCAUAUCGAGCAAGGUGGAAAGGCAGUGGAAGUUAAAGGAGGAGAACAUUGUUAUUAUCAGGGAAAAAUUCGAGGAAAUCCAGUAUCAUUUGUUGCCUUGUCAACAUGCCAUGGACUACAUGGGAUGUUCUAUGAUGGAAAUCAUACAUACCUUAUUGAGCCAGAUGAAAACUACUCUUUGGAUGAUGACUUCCAUUUACACUCUGUUUACAAAUCCAAGUUGUUUGAGUUUCCUUUGGAUGACCUGCCAUCUGAGUUCUGGCAAAUGAAUGCUACAUCACAGAAGUUUGUUGUAAAGCCAAGACACAAAAGAAGUAGAAGGCAGGUCCGUCAGAUUCCACGUAAAGUUGAUGAAGAAACAAAAUAUAUUGAGUUAAUGAUUGUAAAUGAUCAUCUAAUGUGUAAAAAGCACCGCUUAUCAGUUGGCCACACAAACAGCUAUGCUAAGUCAGUUGUGAACAUGGCAGAUUUAAUUUAUAAAGAACAACUUAACACCAGGAUAGUGUUGGUUGCCAUGGAAACCUGGGCUACUGAUAACAAGUUCACCAUAUCUGAAAACCCCUUGGUGACCCUACGUGAGUUUAUGAAAUAUAGGAGGGAUUUUAUCAGAGAGAAAAGUGACGCAGUUCACCUUUUUUCGGGAAGUCGAUUCCAGAGCAGUCGGAGCGGUGUAGCCCACACUGGUGGAAUCUGCUCCUUGCUUAAAGGCGGAGGUGUGAAUGAGUUUGGAAAGACAGACUUAAUGGCAGUUACCCUGGCACAAACCUUGGCCCAAAAUAUUGGCAUUUUCUCAGACAGAAGAAAACUAAUAAGUGGUGAGUGUAAGUGUGAGGACACGUGGUCAGGAUGCAUAAUGGGAGACACCGGGUAUUAUCUUCCAAGAAAGUUCUCCAAGUGUGAUAUUGAAGAGUAUCAUGAAUUUUUAAAUAAUGGAGGUGGAUCCUGCCUUUUCAAUAAACCAACCAAGCUUCUGGAUCCUCCAGAAUGUGGCAAUGGCUUUGUGGAAGAUGGAGAAGAGUGUGACUGUGGGUCGAUAUCGGAGUGUGCCAGUGAAGGAGGAGAGUGCUGCAACACGUGCACCCUGACGGCAGGCUCCCAGUGCAGCAAUGGGCUUUGCUGUCGGAAGUGUCGGUUUGAACCUAAAGGAGUUUUGUGCCGAGAAGCAGUGAAUGACUGUGAUAUUGCAGAGAACUGCACAGGAAACUCCAGUCAGUGUUCUCCCAAUAUUCAUAAAAUGGAUGGAUAUUCAUGUGAUAACAAGCAGGGCAUUUGUUUUGGGGGAAGAUGUAAAACCAGAGACCGUCAGUGUAAAUAUAUCUGGGGUGAAAAAGUGACAGCUGCUGACAGGUACUGCUACGAGAAGCUGAAUAUUGAAGGGACUGAGAAAGGAAACUGUGGGAGAGACAAGGACUCUUGGAUACAGUGCAAUAAACAGGAUGUGCUUUGUGGAUACCUUCUGUGCUCAAAUAUAUCUAGUGUGCCCAGGCUUGGAGAACUUGAUGGUGAAAUCACAUCAUCUGUCUUGCAAUUUGGAAAAGUCUACAAUUGCAGUGGCGGCCAUGUGAAGCUCGAUGAGGAGACAGACCUGGGCUAUGUGGAGAAUGGGACGCCGUGCGGGCCGAACAUGGUGUGCCUCGAGCAUCGCUGCCUCCCCACUGAGUCCUUCAACUUCAGCACCUGCCCAGGCACCACAGACAACCAAAUUUGCUCAGGACAUGGUGUUUGUAGCAAUGAAAUAAAAUGUGUUUGUGACCGAUUCUGGGGAGGAGAUGACUGCAGUUCUCGCAUCAAGGAUGAUAUGUUUUUUGAUAAAGAUGCCAUCAACAAAGGUGUUGUUAGCACAAAUAUAAUAAUUGGGGCUAUUGCUGGUACCAUUUUAGUGUUGGCUCUCGUUUUAGGAAUAACUGCUUGGGGUUACAAAAACUACAGAAGGCAGAGACAAAUACCCCAGGGAGAUUAUGUAAAAAAGCCUGGAGAGGCCGACUCUUUUUAUAGCGACAUGCCUCCUGGAGUCAGCACAAACUCUGCAUCUAGUUCUAAGAAGAGGUCUGCUUUUCUGUCGCAUUUUCAGAUUUCUACCUGUUCCAUCACCCAUUAUUCCAUUAGUCAGAACAUUUCAUUGUUUUGCAGCAGGUCAAAUGGAUUAUCUCAUUCCUGGAGUGAAAGGAUCCCAGACACAAAACAUAUUUCAGACAUUUGUGAAAAUGGGAGGCCUAGGAGUAAUUCAUGGCAAGGUAAUAUAGGAGGAAACAGAAAGAAAGUCAGAGGCAAAAGAUUUAGGCCACGGUCUAAUUCAACUGACAGGGUAACUCAUGCAUCUGAGCCUGGGCUUUCUCUCGGCCACCAAACCCCAGCCCAAGGCAUAAGCCCAGAGGGCUCUGACCCCCCCCAAACAGGGAGCCAGGAUCACAGGACACUGUCUCCUGCAAAGUCUCCAUCUUCAUCCACUGGGUCUAUUGCUUCCAGCAGAAAAUACCCUUACCCAAUGCCACCACUUCCUGAUGAGGAGAAAAAAGCCAACAGGCAAAGUGCCAGGCUAUGGGAGACUUCCAUUUAGCUGCACCGUUUUCCUGGGGUGACGUCAAGAACUGUUUACUUCAGAUUUUAUAGAAACUCAGCAUCGCUGAGUCCUUGCACAUUCAUCUGCUCUUCAGACAAGGGGAAAGAUCAACACAGAUGCCCGUGAUCACAAUGGGAACCUUCUCUCAUUUGGAAGGGAAAAAGUGGUCUUUUUUUUUUUCUUUCUUUUUUUUUUUUUUUGGUCAACCAGAAUUUUAUGGAUUUGAUGUAAAGAACAACCAAAAUUAUAACAAUUAACAGGGGAGUAUUAGACUGGACAUAUCAAGGCUGUUCCGCAUGAUGAGAGAAACACUUACCUAGCAUCCCAGCUGCAGUCAGGUUGCGAGUCCCACCCAAGAGAGGUUUUUCUCGGGUUUAAUGCAGUUCUGAGUCAGACCAGACCAGGCUUGGGAACGCGUGUUCAGGAGAACCCGACCAAUGUAAACUUGUACGCUGUGUGCAUGAACCUUGUGUUCUUUACUUUCCACAUGUAAGGGAUAAACAACAUACCGUAGUAGCAAUUAGCAUGCAGGAGUAAGAAAUAUAGGAUUUUUUUUUUUUUGUGACAGGAUUUCAAGCUUUGAAAGGCAACUCUUUGAACCUAAACAUCAAACAAACAAACAAGGAUUAUAUCUUUUUUUUUUUUUUUUUUUUUUUACCUGAUGUGUUUAUAAUCUCAGUAUACAGAUUGUAUAUAUGUAAACAUUUGAUAAUGUCAAAAAUAGCUGUUAUACAUAAGUGUAUUUUGCCAAAUGCCUAAAGAAACAGUCAUGACUAACAUCAUCACACUUCAAUUUUUCUAAUAUUAUGAGCAGACAACUGUGGAAAUACAGAAAGUACAGUACUGUAAAACCAUGUCUCUCAGAAACUGGUGUUUGACCAAAAUCUAUACUGUCUUCUAAGUAGCCGACAAUCUCAAUUACAUGGUGGAACACAGAAAUCAGUACUGUGGCACUUUGUCUUAAGUCAUCGUAAGGGGAACCAGCCAACAUAUGCUGUCCAGUGAGAUGACCAGAGUAUUCUCACACCGGUGCAAUCAAGAACGAUCUUCUAGACAACAGAGACAGAGUCUUAAACUAAUGUGCAGUACAAACCUCCUGAAAAUUUGGGAACACUUCAACGUAGUCAAUUCAGGAUGUGGUGAUAUGGAGUCCUUAUGGUGAGACUUGCUGCGUAUUUCUGACAGAACAUUUCAGAUGCUGUUGUGGAUGGCAAAGUGUAUCUUAUGAGAAGCCUAACAAUUUCACUGCACUAGAUAAUAACAAUGCUGGGCAAGUGGCCAGUUUCAUUGCUGUCUUUUUAUUUGUUUCUGGAAUCUCCUUUACCAUGUGCUAGGAUGCUCUGCUUGCUGCCCCUGAAGUCCCCUUUACAAUUUUUCGGGGCCAUGAACUGAGUACAAGUGAGUUUAGCCUAUAAAACAAACAAACAAACAAACAAAACAACAAAAAAAUAACACCUUUACCGUGGAGAUAUUGGUCUCCUGAAUAAAUGGAUGGUGAGAUUUCCAGUACCUGAGACUUUUAAAGGGUGUUGUAGAAGGAAAUGUGGUCCUCUGACUGGAAAUUUUCAUUCAAUAAGAAAACUGGACCAUAUCAAUUCAAUUUAUAAUUCUCCAGCUCUCCAAAAAUGACAAAUUCUUAGCUUCAGGUAGUGCCAUUACAGAAUAACACACAUGAUUCUGUGUGGUGCAGUUGAAUACCUAGCCCAAUGACUGAAUGAUCAAUUAGAUAUCAUUGUGAUGGGAACAUCUGCGGUGUUUCUGAAUCUUCUACCUCUUUCAUGUAUUUCCUUUAAAAAGUGAACCCAACACUUUCAGCCUUUUAAUAUAUUUUUUUAACUUUUAAGUAAGUCAAUAAAGUCACGUAUAUGUAAGAUUAAAUUAAGAAAUGUCAGCAGCUAUAAAGUAUGUAAGAUUUUUAGAAACACUAUAUUUUAUGAUUAGGCUGUGUGUUGGAUUAUAACAAAAUAUUGACCUUGGAGUUCAAAUGAUUUCCUUCACAGUAGACAGGUUCUGGUAAGUAUUUUGGAGAAAGUCAAAUAAGAGUGAGUACAAGUACAAUACAGAACAGCUGGAAGGAGCCAGUCACUUGUAAUUGCUUUAGGAAAUGAUUCUGCACUUUUGUGAAGAGUAAAUAGUUGGCAGCACAGAAGAAUAUUUUUUGCAAAGAUUUACUUUGAGUGUAGGUAACUGGAUUAAAGGUAGUUGGUAGUGUAUAGCUCAUGAAAUUAGGGCCUGAGCCAUAAUCCCUUGAAAUCAAUAGAAGUCUUUUAUUGAUUUUGCUGGACUUUGAGUGGGACCCUCAAGUUCACCCUAAUUAGGAAAUUAUGCUAGCCUCACAGCUCUUGUGUUACUCUGUUACCUGGAAGCUGUUUUCCCCUUCCACGUUAGAAUCUUGUCUCUAGUAUCUGGACUCUUCGUCAUGUGCCUUUUAUGAUAUUUUGUUCGGUUACAAACUAGCAUGUAAUUUUGAAUAAUCCUGUUAGAUUUCUGUGCAUUUUUCAUGUUUACCACCCUUUACUCUUCCCUUUCCAUUUUGCCUUAUCAAGAAGCAGCAAGAUUUGGCAAACAGAACUGGAUGUACCAUAUUGGCUGUUUGUGUAAUGUUCAUAGCUUAUUGUUUUGAAAACAAAUGGCUCUCCUGACUGUAUUUUCAAUGUACUAUGUACUUGCAGCUUCUCACAUGUUUUGGUAUAACUCAUUCAUAGCAUAUGAUGAUACAGUUGUGUCUGUAGCGUAACUUUAACAGUCACCUUCACAUUUGGGGCUAUGUCGUGACUGGAAGUCUAGUUAUGAGCUCUAAGUUUAAGUUAAAUAAACGUUGACUUUCUCUUUGAUGGUCUACAGUGAGAACAUCGCAAACCUUUCAUUUUUGCAAAAUUCUUCAGCAGAGAAUUUUGCAUCAAGUUUGUAGCUUGGAGAUCUCGUCAUGGCACAAAACCUGAACUGUUUUCAGGUUCAGCUCAGGAAACUGGGCUGUGAGAGCCUCUAAAGCCAAUGGAGGUCAAAGAAGAAGUUGCUUGCUUGCAUUUCUGUGGUUUAAAAUGCAGUGUGUUGAAAGCUGCCAGAUUUGUAACCUUGAAGACUGCAUAUAUUUUUAUCCAUAGUAGUUGGUUACACUGGCAAUAGCAAUAUAAAUUGCCGCAUAAUACCUCAUCCAGUCUACAAUAGAGCACUCGUAUUGUCAAUAAGAUAACUCAGUCAUUUUGACUCAUUCAGACUCAAACUUUUAUUUUUCUUUUAGUUAAAUUAACUAGUUUUUUGCCAGCUAUGCUGUAGAAACCUGUUGAAGUGGGUGGUGGUGGUGUGUAAUGUCUAAUACAUUACAAGUAUUUGUCCAUAAGAACAUACAACCAGCAGGAUGAGCUAUACUUAGCAUUACGUAUUUUAACAUGUGGGAGAAUAUCUUUGUAUAAUUUAAAUAAAAAUAUCACUAACUGAUGGAGACUGAAAGUUAUAGACCGUGUCCAAAUAAUAAGGCUAUACAGUGAUGCUGCAAUUUAAUAACUAAAAAGCUAGUUAUGGAUUUGUUAAGAAUUUGAUUAAUCCAUGCUAUUGCCUUUUGAUGAACAUACUCAGGCAGUAUACCAGAAAUAGUUAGGACUGAUAAUUUACAUAUAAUUUUGUGUGACGUGUAUCUUUGAAGACAGCCACUUCCAAAUGGUUUAUGAGUUUUGUUCUUGAUUUAUGAUGUUGACCCUGCUAAGCUGAUGUACUCACUAGAUAAUUUUGAUUAUGCUAAUGAACAACUGGACCUUUGGGCUAUAACCUGAAGUAAAAAGAGAAAGAAAUUAUGUCAGUAGCUAGUGUGCUUAAGUCCUCUUACCUGAAUCACUGUUGCUGGUUUUAAACAAAUUGAGGGGUCAACAUCAAUGUGACAACUGUUUUCAAAACCAGGGCUAUGAGUAGGUACAUAGACAGGCAUGCACGUACUACAAAUUCAGACCAAAUUUAUAUUUGUUUCAUUAGUAUCAUGGACACUCGCAACAUGAUAAAGACUCUUGGCAUGUGAGAAGAGAAUACAUCAGGAUGCAACGUGACACGGUGAUGAGAGUCCAUAAUUCUGUGGGAUAAUAGGUUAGCUCUUAGCACUUACUCUGUCAUCAGAUCCCAUGCAGAGCUGUUGUAGUCAAACUUACCAAAUUCCAGUGUAAAACUGAGCAAGCUGCUGUUCCCAUUCUUUUCCAUCCCCUUUUUUCUCCUACUGAAAAGCAAGCCCAUGAAUGAUAAUUACACCCCCUAGCAGCCUCGUGUUGAUUGACUAAGAUCAAAAAGUUGCCACGUGAGUUGCCUUUCCACACAAGAUAAGGUCUUUCCAGUGCUGUUAUUAUAUCUUUUGCUCUUGCUACAGUAUAGGUGAAAGAUCCUCAUGCCUCAUUUGCAAUUUGCACUGGUAAAACCAUUUGGUGGCUGUCAUCUGGUGUCUUUCUCAUCCUCUAGCAUUUUGGAAGGAUAAAUCUCUUCUAUCACUGUGAACCUAAAAGUCAUGCUACAUGCUAAUUUUCUUCCUCCAACUCUCAAAAGUAUCCACUUCUUCCUCUAAGUCAUCUGAAUAUCCAUAUCAUUAGUAGACUGUGUAACUUUAUCAACCACAAUGUAAAGUUGAUUUACCUCAUUUUUAAGAGCUUGAGCAUUCUGUUCUCUGAUGCCAGUCUGACCCCACUAUUUGCCUGGCUUCCAAACCAUACAGAAUUAAACAGCAAUAUGGGAUUUGAUUUCAAUCAAAUUUCCUGAAGACAAAUAUAAAUAAAUGGCACAUUUGUACAGCUUGUCAUCCCGUGACUGCAUGGUGGGGUGAAGUUCCUAUAUGUAAAUAGCUAUCAUGGAGCUAUAAUAGAGCAAGAAAAAGAGGAAGACAGUGAAGCUGAUUGUGUAGAUACAGUUGCAGUAUAGACAGGACUCCUAAGUGUGACUUCACCUGAAACAGGAAAUGAAGUGUCUACCAUUGACACUAAAAACUCCUUUGACCCAAAUAUUUUCCAAGUUGGCUUAUGAAAGAUAUUUCGGUACCUCAGGUAUGGAUGCUGAUGUAAAAGCUUUGGAAACAGUAGCUCCUACAGCCAGCAGGUGGUGUGUUGUCAUUCCAGAGCAGUUUCCUGCAACUGAUUAGGAAUGAACUACAAUAAUCAACACAAAUAUGUUAUCUCAGACAAGUAACCAAAACGAGCAGUGAAAGUAACUUCAGAACACAGAAACGUGUUCAGUUGCUCACACUCAAGAAACUCUGUCCCUCACUUUCAAAUUGACUCACCUGGCUGAGGCUGGCAUUUUUAGUUCUCUAAAAUCCAGCCUACAACCAUUUAAAAAUACUUUAGCUAAGCCAGCUCUAAAUUGUUUGAAAACUUUGGUUACAUAGAUGGGCCAUAACUGCAAUAUAACUCAGCAUGAGAUGAGGAAGAUGAUUGGUGAAAAGAAGUGCAGAGCAAUUAAAAAGAAACUUUCUCUAAAGGGAGAAGCAGAGGUGUCACACUAUUUUUAAUUACAGGAGCAUACAGUGUCCAAGCAACAAGUUUUUUUUUUCUUUUUUUUUUUUUUUUUUUUUCUUUUUUUAUGUUUACAUAUCCUCUAAUUAAAAAAAAAAAAAAAAAAGAAAAGUUUUGGUUAAAAAAAAAAUCUUAACUUGAGGCCUUAAGACCUUAUAUUCUAACUUUAGCAUGGAGAGUCUAUUUUUACAACCAAAUUAGGAAUUCUGUAUAUAGGCCUGACUGACCAUGUAAGUAUAGUGGUGCUAGCAGCUAAUCAUGCAAUAUUGUAAGGCUCUGUAUAACAGUAAAUGCUGAUUUAUUUUGAAUAUUGGUACAAGGACUCCUGCUCACUGCCUGUGUAGAGAAUCUAAAUAUUUUAUGCUUGGAAAUACAGUCCAGAACAUAUUCAAACUGUGAAUAUAUAACCUGAUUUUUCUUUUCUUAAGAGUAAAGAUGUAUUACAAUAGGUAGUGUUUUAUAUAGAAUACAGUACUUAUUUUUAUUGUUGCAUAAAAGCAAAUUAUUUUUUUCAGAAUAGCAAAGCAUUACAGAAUUUUUAAUCUGCUGGAGAAAACACUAUUUACAGUAUGAUGUUCUUUCAGCAAAGCUUUGGGGGUGGUAUAUACGGAUUGGCUCUGCCAGCUUCAUUUUGUGCUAAUGUUUCUCUUGGGCAUUGCUGUAAGAAAAAGCUAUUUUUUCACUCACACUAGCCCUUACUGGUAAAACAUUCAGAGGCAAGGAGAAUUGUGUUUCACCACUGGGGCUGGGCUAAUGUUUGCAAAACCAACCAAUCUACGUCAUAUUGUAGUCUUCGCUAAUUAAAAUCCUUAAAAAAUUGUACAUGAUGUAAUAGAAACAUGAUUUUGACAAACACCAAAAUGAAGCGUUGCAAUUUACAGCUUUCGAGCUUUGAGUGUGAUAUUUUUGUCAUCAACAUUACAGGCAUUGGGCUGUUGAAGUGAAUGAAUCUGGCUUUCAUGUAGCUAAAAAAAAUGUUGCUUUUUAUAAAAUAAGAUCAUUGUAAUUUGGUUCCAAAUUCCUGCUCACUUUUAAUAACAGCAUCACAGUAUCCACUUCUCUGAGAGUAUUUAAUACAAAUGCCUGUGGUUUUCAAUGUUACUAACAUAUUGUAACAUCAGUAAAGUGACUUUCAAU